AUGUUCCUUCGCUCCAUCGCUCGCGCUGCUCCUCGCAGCCCGGCCGCCAUCCGUGCUGGCCCAUUGGCCUCGCUGAACGCCCUGCAGGCCCGCGCUGCCUCCGACCACGCCAUCUCGAACCCUACCCUGGCCAGCAUCGAGAAGCGUUGGGAGGGCAUGCCCCCUCAGGAGCAGGCCGAGCUGUGGAUGCAGCUCCGUGACCGUAUGAAGGUUGACUGGCACCAGAUGACCCUCCAGGAGAAGAAGGCCGCCUACUGGAUUGCCUUUGGUCCUCACGGCCCCCGCGCCGAGACCCCCAAGGGUGAGGGCCUGAAGAUCUUCCUCAAGGUCACCCAGCUCACCGUCGCCUCCUUCCUUGUCUUCUACGCCAUCCACUACUUCGCCAAGCCCCAGCCCAAGACCAUGUCCAAGGAGUGGCAGGAGGCCUCCAACGAAUACGCUCUGUCCGAGAAGAUCAACCCCAUCCACGGCAUCAGCAAGGAGGGCUACGAGGGCAAGGGCUUCGUCCAGAGCCCCCCUCUCGAGAAGUCAUAA
This is a messenger RNA of Penicillium daleae, 534 nucleotides long. RefSeq names its product cytochrome c oxidase subunit IV family protein. Bases 1 to 534 code for a protein of 177 amino acids. The record is from RefSeq and is a predicted model, not a curated record. Gene Ontology annotation, biological process: mitochondrial electron transport, cytochrome c to oxygen. The transcript has 3 exons. NCBI's taxonomy places the organism in Eukaryota, Fungi, Ascomycota, Eurotiomycetes, Eurotiales, Aspergillaceae.